AUGGCUGUUGAGGAGGCUGUGUUCCCACCUACCAACCUCACCUCCAGCAAUCAGAGCAGCUGCAAUGUGCACAACUAUCACUUUUCUGCCAAAGUCACCUUCUCCCUCUUCUACGCUGUCCUGCUGGUGUUUGGUGCCUGUGGGAACAUCCUGGCCCUUUGCAUCACCUUCCAGCGCAGGAAGAAGAAACUCAAUUCCACCAACCUCUACCUAGUGAACCUUGCCCUCUCUGAUGCCCUCUUCACCCUAGCAUUGCCAGGCAGGAUUGCCUAUUACAUCCUGGAGUUUGACUGGCCCUUUGGGGACUGGUUCUGUCGGGCCACAGCCUUCAUCUUCUACAUGAACACCUAUGUGGGCAUCUACUUCAUGACCUGCAUAAGUGUAGACCGCUACAUCGCUGUGGUGCGCACCAAAUACCCCAGCAGGGUCCAGAGGAUGAGCCGUGCCAGAGGAGUCUGUGUCCUCAUCUGGUCCUUGGUGUUUCUGCAGACGGCACCACUGCUUCUGAGGCCCAUGACACGGAAGAUGGGGAACAAGCUGACAUGCAUGGAGUACUUCAACUUUGAGGAGAUUCCCAAGCUGCCCUACCUGCUGCUAGGUGCUUGUGUGCUCAGCUUCUUCCUGCCUGUGGGCAUCAUCCUGGUGUGCUAUGUGAGGAUCAACCUCAAGCUCUGCCAGACGGCCAAGGAGAAUCCGCUGACAGUGAAGAAUGGGCACAGCUACCGGGCCUUCAUCGUCAUCCUGGUGGUGCUGCUGGCCGUCCUGCUGUGCUUCAGUCCCUACCACCUCAACAUUGUCCAGUUCAUGGUCAGGAAGAUCCUCUACCAGCCAUCCUGCCAUGAGCAGCAAGCCUUCAAGACAUCUCUGCAAGUCACUGUGGCAUUCAUGAACCUCAACUGCUGCAUCGACCCUAUCAUCUACUUCUUUGCCUUCCGGGGCUACAAGCAGAGGCUGCUCAUUGUCUUGAAAAGUGGCUCCAAGACCCACUCUGAGAGCAACAGCAUCAGCCAGCCUCCUGGUUCCAUCUCUGUGUAG
Molecule: messenger RNA, 1035 nt
Organism: Indicator indicator
Lineage: Eukaryota; Metazoa; Chordata; Aves; Piciformes; Indicatoridae
Product: G-protein coupled receptor 183-like
Exons: 1
Coding region: 1-1035 (344 amino acids)
Biological process (GO): G protein-coupled receptor signaling pathway
Cellular component (GO): membrane
Molecular function (GO): G protein-coupled receptor activity; oxysterol binding
Source: RefSeq, a predicted model, not a curated record